AUGAAGCAAGUUGUGUGCACAGCCCCGUUCACAGUCGAGGUGCGCGACGUGCCGAAGCCGGAGAUUGAGCGCGACGGCGACGUCAUCAUCAAGGUGUCGACUGCUGGUCUGUGCGGCUCCGACCUGCACGCCUACCGCGGCCUCGAGCCCGGGGGCCCUAUGGGCCACGAAGUCUGCGGCGAGAUCGUCGCCGCGGGCCCGGAAGUGAAGAACGCCGCGUUCAACGCCCGUCGUCUGAUGGACGACGGGUGGCUGACGGCAGAGCAGUGGAGCCUCGCCGACGCCGAGAAGGGAACCGCGCCGAAGAAGGGCAUCGCCGUCGUGCUCGGAUGCGGACCUGUCGGCCUUUGUGCCAUCUCGAGCGCCAAGACCCUCUUCGAGACGGUGUACGCUACUGACCUUAAUGCGUCCCGUCUCCCAGCCGCCGAGAAGCACGGAGCCAUCGCCCUCCCCCUCCCCGAACUGAAGGAGGCGCUCAUGAAUGCGACCGAGGGGCGCGGGGCUGACGCUGUACUCGAAGUCGUGGGCCAUCCCUCCGCUGUCGCCGAUGCACUGGAGCUCGUCCGGCCCUAUGGUGCCGUCUCGAGUGUGGGCGUGCACAAUGCGCCCCUCUCUGUGUCCGCCGAGAAGUUCUACGACAAGAAUGUCCGAAUGCAGUUCGGCCGCUGUUCCGUGCGCACCUUCUUCCCGGCCGCCAUGAACGUGCUGAAGGGCAACCUCGAUCUGUUCAGGAGCUUUGUGCAGUUCAAGGUGGGCAUUAAUGAGGCGCCGGAGUACUACACGCGCUUUGAGAAAGGCGAGAUUGGAAAGACGGUGUUCGUCAUGUAG
Messenger RNA from Trichosporon asahii var. asahii CBS 2479, 828 nucleotides. RefSeq lists its product as uncharacterized. Lineage: Eukaryota; Fungi; Basidiomycota; Tremellomycetes; Trichosporonales; Trichosporonaceae. The transcript has 3 exons. Bases 1 to 828 code for a protein of 275 amino acids. The record is from RefSeq and is a predicted model, not a curated record. Gene Ontology annotation, molecular function: oxidoreductase activity; zinc ion binding.